GGAGCUGCUCUCAGCCAAUCAGACUCGCGGAAUACGCUCCGACAACAAACAAAAGAUCGAGCCUAGCCGAGCUUAUUAUACUUUAGUCGAUCCGCCUGGACUAACGCUUUUGUUACUUUGCUAUCCACCCGGACCUGUUCGUCUGUGUCUCAGCCGCUCUCAUCAGAUCCUCUCCUGCAGAUAUUGUUCCCUGUAGUGUCUAUGUUGUGGCUUUGUGUCAGCUAAUGUCAACCUGAGCCAUUUCAGCGAUCAGUUCGGCUAAACACGUUAGCCAGGUUAGCUUCUAGGCUAACCAGCUCUGGCUGCCUCAAUACGAAUCAGCGAAGCCAGUUAGCUUAGCCUCCUAGCUAGCUAGCUUUGCUAACCCCCCUUUAAACUCGACACUGACCGACUCCAGCAGUUCUGGCUUGUUACUGACAAGCCACUUCACUAAAAGCCGUGUGGUAGCCAUGUCUGGACAGUCGACGGGCUGUGGGUUUCUGAUGUCGGUCGUUGUUCACGGAGACUCGGCUCUGAACGAGCAGGAAAAAGAACUAAACCAGCGACUUCGACGGCUCUAUCCGGCCGUUAACGAAAACGAGACCCCGCUUCCACGCUCCUGGAGCCCGAAGGACAAGUUUAGCUACAUCGGACUGUCUCAGAACAACCUCCGUGUUCACUAUAAAGGUCAUGGGAAGACCCCUAAGGAUGCUGCGUCUGUGCGGGCCACCCACCCCAUCCCCGCCGCCUGCGGCGUCUACUACUUUGAGGUGAAGAUCAUCAGUAAAGGCCGAGAUGGCUACAUGGGGAUCGGCCUCUCAGCUCAGGGUGUAAAUAUGAACAGACUCCCUGGUUGGGACAAACACUCUUAUGGUUACCACGGUGACGACGGCCACUCCUUCUGCUCAUCCGGCACCGGGCAGCCCUACGGCCCCACGUUUACAACGGGCGACGUGAUUGGCUGCUGCGUUAACCUCAUCAACAACACCUGCUUCUACACAAAGAACGGCCACAGCCUAGGUAUCGCCUUCACAGACUUGCCACCAAACCUGUACCCGACCGUCGGCCUGCAGACGCCAGGCGAGGUGGUGGACGCAAACUUCGGCCAGCACCCGUUUGUUUUUGACAUCGAGGACUACAUGCGAGAGUGGAGGACGAAGAUCCAGGCCCAGAUCGACAGAUGCCCCAUCGGAGAGCGGGAGGGCGAGUGGCAGUCCAUGAUCCAGAAGAUGGUGGCUUCGUACCUGGUGCACCACAGCUACUGCGCCACCGCCGAAGCCUUCGCCAAGUCCACCGACCAGGCCGUGCACGAGGAGCUCGCCUCCAUCAAAAACAGACAGAAGAUCCAGAAGUUGGUUUUGUCGGGUCGGAUGGGCGAAGCCAUCGAGACCACCCAGCAGCUGUACCCCAACCUCCUGGAGAGGAACCCAGACCUGCUCUUUAUGCUCAAGGUGAGGCAGUUCAUAGAGAUGGUGAACGGGACGGACAGCGAGGUCCGGUGUCUGGGAGGACGCAGCCCCAAGUCUCAGGACAGUUACCCCGGCUCCCCCCGGCCCUUCAGCAGCCCCAGCCACAAAGCCAGCAGCUCCCAGCCCUACCUCACAGGGUUUGACAGCAACUGCUGUAACGGCGUGACGUCCAGUAAGAGCCACAGCUCCUCCCCCCACAGUCACAAGCCCUGCCCCCCCAGCUCUGGCUCCGCCCUCCAGGCCUCUGACGUCAGCCUGAACGGCAGCCGCAGCCAGCAGCCCAUCACCAGUAACGAUGUGGACAUGGAGGUCGACCACUUCACCAACGGCGUGACCGAGUCCUCCUCCAACGGCUUCCUGAACGGAACCUCCAAACACGCCACGGAGCCCGACGAUUGUGACGCAGACAUGGAGGUGGAGUCGGCCCAGUCCAAGAGGCAGCUGUGUGGCGGGAGCCAGGCGGCCAUCGAGAGGAUGAUCCACUUCGGCAGGGAGCUGCAGAGCAUGAGCGAACACCUCCGCCGGGAAUGUGGCAAGAACUCCGCCAACAAGAAGAUGCUGAAGGAUGCGUUCAGCCUGCUGGCGUACUCCGACCCCUGGAGCAGCCCGGUGGGCUACCAGCUGGACGCCGUGCAGAGGGAGCCGGUCUGCUCCACUCUCAACAGUGCAAUACUAGAGACUCACAACCUCCCGAAGCAGCCCCCCCUGGCUCAGGCCGUGGGCCAGGCCGCCCAGUGCCUCGCCAUCAUGGCACGAACUGGCAUCGGCUCCUGCGCCUUCGCCUCUGUGGACGAUUACCUGCACUAGCCACAUGUACACACACACACGUGCGCACACACACACACACACACACACGUUCUGAAGGCUCAUCCAGAAAGCUUCCUCCCCUCGCUGCUUUAGAACCCGGCGGGGUCAGAGGUCGUUUCUGGAUGCACCUUCAGAGAUCGCCACAUUAAAACGAACCGACCACCUCCAUCGUCGUAAAUAAUAACCUUCACCCGGGUCUCUCAGAGGCGGCCAUGUUUGCAUCCUCCUGACAGGGAGGGGAAGUGGGGGGUUGGCUUUCAAAAUAAAAUACUCUGAGAGGCGAACUUGUGACUCGAAGCCUAAACACAAAAAAACCUGGAUCAAACUUUAAAAAAAGAAAAAAAGGUUCCCAGCGAGCGCUGCGGAGCGCUCCGCCGCAGCCAAUCGCAGCCCCCCGCCCUCCCUGCUCCCCCCGCCCUCCACUCACCCGGGACGCGGCGCUUUGGACUCGGGACUUCGAGGAAGCUGGAGAGAAUCUGCAAGUCUCGACUUUCUCGUUUUUAAUCUUCUGUUUAGUUUUUUGUUUUUCUUUUGAGCAGUUUGUGGGUAGGGGGCGCUGUGGAGGGGGUCACCUGCCGCCUCUUGUUUUGGUUUUAGUUUGUUUGUUUUCCCAGGUUUACAAGGCAUGGUGCAGACCAUAAUGAUGAUUAUUAUUAUUCUAAUUAUCAUUAUAAUUAUUGUUACUUGCAUUCACAGUAUAUUUGUUGGGCACCAGCCAGAGCGACUUCCACCGACUUAUUAUAAUAAAGGUCCCGAUUCCACCGACUCCCCAGUGACCAGCGUGUGUACAUGUAAACGUUUCUAUAUUACAAAGUGGAAAUAUAUCAAUAGAGCGACAUAUUUAGUUACCAAAAUAAUAAAAAGAGAGAGAGAGAGAGAGAGAAGCCUUUAGUACUUUUCCUGACACCAGCAGACCCCUGAAGCAGGCUGGUUGUGUCCAGUGUUUUCUGUUCGACUCCAGGGUUUCUGAGCAGGCAGUACAGGGACGACUGCAUCAGGCCCAGAGCUGUUUAAAGCCAACGUUUGUUUAUUUUUCUGCUUUCUGACCCACAAGAACUCAGGAGCCACAGUGACGUUUAGUUUCUCCUCCAACCAAUCGGCUGAUGUCUGGAUCAGAACCCGGUUUGGAUCAGAACCACAGACCUGAGGCCUGUACUCCCAGGCAGGAUUACUGUCUAACGGACUUUAGGAAGGAGAACGCUUCCACCUUGACUGUUUGAAAAAUAUGCAAAACUGUAGAGAAAACAAAAAAAAAAAAGAAAAAUUAAACCUUAAAUGAAAAUAAAAGUUAAUUUAAUCUGAUUUUACAAGUUCAAAAUGUGGUUAAAAGAAAUUAUUUUAAAAAUCCCACUGGGUCUCCAGCCUGUUGUUCUUAAUCUCUUAAAUUAUUAGGAGGAUCUGAAAGUUACCAAAAUAAUCUAAACAAUUAAAAAUGUAAAAAUUACAGAUUUUGGUCCCAAACUAACCUGAGUAUUUUCCAACUGCCUAAAAUAAAAACUGAUCAAAUUCAACAUGAAUGGCCACAACGUGCAGUAAUGUAACAAAAUUUGACUUCAAAAUCUAAUUAAACAUCUUUAAACCACAUUAUGCAAUUAAUUAAUGCAGAAUGGGAUAAAAUCAGCUCUUUGUAAUAAUAUGGUGCAUUUUUUAAUAAACCACAAACCAGAGUUUGUGUUCAUCCUUAUUAUUAUAUUUCUAAUAACAAUCAAGUUGUUUAAAUUUAAACUUUGAACUAAAAUGUCUGAACUUUUCGUUCAGUUUUCAGACUCGUAGCCAAAACACUUCAUGUCAAAUUUAAUAUGUUGUUAAAAUGAGAAACGUUUUCGUUUUAAAUGAGUUUUUCAUCUUGUGACGAUCCUGAAUUUAUUAAUUAUUUCCAACUUCUGAUAGUUUGAUGCUCCUGUACCGUCACUGUCCUCUGCAGGACCAAGACUAGUUACUUACAUGAUGAUAAAUUAACUAGAGGCUGAGAGACGUGAACAGAUUAAUUUAGUUUUAUUUUACUGAAGGUGCAUCUCAACAUAAAUCAACGUUUAAAUUGAAUAUAUCACGUUCAUGUUCAUUCUGAAUAUUUAACAAAAUCAUAGGAAUAAAAACAAUGAAAAUGUAAAGUUUGAAUUAAUCCGGCUCCAAAGUACAGAGCUCAGGUCUGGAAGUUGAAGCAAAUCCAAAGGAAAUUCAUGAUAUUUUAUGUUUGAGGCUCUAAAACUGCAGAUUAAAGAAUGUGAUCAUAAACAUCUGGAUUCAUCAGCUGCCGGUCCACCACAGCGUAGAUCUAGAUGAGCCUUCAUAUAGAAGCAGCAGCUCCAGAAACAUGAAACCAUCUCUUCUUUGAAUCAUCCAGUUUCUGACAGCAGUGGUGAGAUAUAACUGACUGGAAAGCACGGUGGUGGCAGUAUCAUGUUCUGAAAACGACCUUUUCUAAAACCUGACGUGUCGCCUGAGCGCUCAGCGACUUUAAACCAAUCAGUUCUGGAGGGAAGCGGCUCCGCUGUGUUUUAAUCCGUCUGGUUCCCAGAACUCAUCCAGGUGGAACUAAUCUGUUCUGUUUCAUCUUCUGUUUUCCUCAUUUUUUAUCCUUAUUUUUGCAGCUCACAAGCAGUCAAAAAAAAAAAAAAAGAAAUCUUUAGACGAAGUGUCUGUUGUCUCUUUCUGAGUAAGGUCUGAACCUAUGCAUGCCAUAGUAAAGUGGUGGUAAGAUCCAGCUAAUGUCUCCUUUCUUUCGGUUCUCCUCCUUCUAGCCAGGAAGAUGUCAACCAGUAAGUUGUCCACUGCUGACUGUGUGUCCAUUUGGAGAUGAUUAAAAAAUGUGCAAUUUGUGUGAGGGUGAAAAGAUUUAUAUUAAAAACAAACCAUGAUGAUGA
Poecilia reticulata (guppy) is the source of this 5119-nucleotide messenger RNA. RefSeq names its product RAN binding protein 9 (gene ranbp9). NCBI's taxonomy places the organism in Eukaryota, Metazoa, Chordata, Actinopteri, Cyprinodontiformes, Poeciliidae. The record is from RefSeq and is a predicted model, not a curated record. Gene Ontology annotation, molecular function: protein binding.